Podospora pseudopauciseta is the source of this 632-nucleotide messenger RNA. RefSeq lists its product as uncharacterized. The record is from RefSeq and is a predicted model, not a curated record. Lineage: Eukaryota; Fungi; Ascomycota; Sordariomycetes; Sordariales; Podosporaceae. The transcript has 2 exons. Bases 103 to 327 code for a protein of 74 amino acids.
GAACAAACAUCGAGUCCAUCCCGAAGGGUGCUGUGACUCUAUGCUUUCUCGGUUUAAACUCAUGUCGCUCGCUCACCAACACGUUCCAACGCAAAUCACACCAUGUGUGACUUUAUUCAGCGAAGGCACUUUUGUGGCCACUUCCGCUUUAUCGCUUCGAAAUGGUGCCGCGAUUACUCAGCCACCCAACAUCCGAUCAAUCCCAAUAUCUUAUACUUUGAGAGAGUGGAUGCCUUGUGCAGGGACUGCAAGCUGAAGGAGGCGCCGCCCUGCGAUCGGGAAAGCAUGAUCAAACGAAAACAAAACGGCAACCUUUCCUCUCUUUAAUCGGCGUUUGAGUGGGCAUCUGGGGCUGGUGUGAGGCGCUUGCGACUUGAAUAUGGUAUUUUGACAUCAAGGCAACAAGAGCGUCGGGCUUGGUAGGGGAAAAGGGGGAUCGGAACGGAAAAUAUCCGUCUAUCAUGCUGGGCACGGGAGAGGGCUGCCAGGCCGAAUUAUCCUGUUCGGGUAUGUUUUAAAGGGAUAGAAUGCUUUUGGUGAACCUAUGAGGACUUGGGAUGUUCAAAGGCAGAGACAAAUACAAAGAUCAUGUAAUUCAGUAGCUCUUCUCGGAGACUAUCGCCAAAACUGAC